GCUCACUAAUAUGUUCUUAGGAUACCCAGUGACAUCAUCAGCAUACAGUUAAAUAAUGUAGUCUGAUGUACUUCCUCAUAUAUGACUCACAGGUCGUCUUUAGAUAUUAAUGAUGUGUAAAGUUUUUGAAUGUUCUGACAGUAUUUUGUCUGUACAUCACCGUGGGGGUUCUCACUUCUCUGGAGAAUAGUUUUCUUGUCUGGUUGCAGUUUCAAUGUCAAACCAACCUGGGUGUCAUUUCUCUGUAGCUCUGACCUCACUGCUCUGCUGCACAACAAAUCAAGCCUCACUGAGUGUCAGUCCCAGCAGCUCUCAGCUGUUUGAAGGACAGUUUGUCUCUCUGAGCUGUGAGGAGGACGACAGCUCUGCUGGAAGGACGCUGAGGAGGAACACAACCAGAGAAACCAGGACUGAGUGUGGAGGUAAAUGGGGAAAAUCAACUGGUUCUAUGUGUAACCUCAGCCAUAUCGUCCCAAUGGACAGUGGAGUUUACUGGUGUCAGUCCAGAGAAGGAGCAACCAGUAACAGCAUCAACAUCACUGUCACUGGUGGAUCAGUGAUCCUGCAGAGUCCUGUCCUCCCUGUGAUGGAGGGAGAUGAUGUCACUCUGCACUGUAAAACAAAGACCUCCAACCUCCCAGCUGAUUUCUAUAAAGAUGGCUCCCUCAUCAGGACUGAGCCUGCAGGUCACAUGACCAUCCACAAUGUUUCCAUGUCUGAUGAAGGCGUCUACAAGUGUCACAGCAGCAGUCAUGGAGAGUCUCCACCCAGCUGGAUCACUGUCACAGCCCCGCCCCCUGUCUCAUCACCCCUCCAGUUUGUGUUCAGACUGGUCUGCUACCUAGUGGUGUUCUGUCCGUACUUCAUCUCCACUCUCCUCAUGGUGUCUUUAUAUCGACACAGGUCCACAGGAAAUGACCCGCCCGUCUCCAUGGUGAUGACCCCGCUGUUCCAGGCUGAGCAGGGAUUGGAUGAUGACUGUGAUGAUGUCAUCGUCUCUGUCACUACAGAGCAUCACUUCUGAUAUUUGGGACAGAGACACUUUUUACUUUUUCUGCUAACAGUAAAAUGACUUUUCAUAUAGUUUAAUACUUUUUAUACUGCUUUUACCAACCAUUCUAAUCUUUAAUUUUUGCUGAAAUAUUGGAUCAUUUGAACAUUUAUUGAAAUGAAAGCAUGUGAGAAGUUUAGAGGGAA
Molecule: messenger RNA, 1197 nt
Organism: Thunnus maccoyii (southern bluefin tuna)
Lineage: Eukaryota; Metazoa; Chordata; Actinopteri; Scombriformes; Scombridae
Product: Fc receptor-like protein 5
Exons: 5
Coding region: 215-1024 (269 amino acids)
Biological process (GO): cell surface receptor signaling pathway
Molecular function (GO): transmembrane signaling receptor activity
Source: RefSeq, a predicted model, not a curated record